GGUAGGAGGCCACGAGGAAGACCCAGGACACGUUGGGAAGACUAUGUCUCCCGGCUGGCCUGGGAACGCCUCGGGAUCCCCCGGGAGGAGCUGGACGAAGUGGCUGGGGAGAGGGAAGUCUGGGCUUCCCUGCUUAGGCUGCUGCCCCCGCGACCCGACCUCGGAUAAGCGGAAGAAGAUGGAUGGAUGGAUGGGCAUACAUACAGUAAUUGUCAUUUAUUUUAUAUUAACUUUAGUUAAUUUGAUGUUUUAUUCUCUUAUCUAUUGCAGUCAUUUUAUCUUUUUAUUUUACUGAAUUUUUCAAAUAUUUGUACUUAUUUUAAAAAUAUUUAAUUUUAUUUUGCUUUGGUCAUUUUUUAUUUUUUUUCCAUUUAUUUUUGGUUAUUUUAUUAUUUUAAGCAUGACAGCCGCAGAGGCUGAUGUGUGUGGACAUGAGCACACACACACACACACACACACACACACACACACACACACACACACACACACACACACACACACACACACACACACACACACACACAGUCAGUCACAUGGAAGAACAGCGGGACAUGCAUAGAAAAAGUCUCCUCAUUAACUAAUGAGCGACCGCACACACACACACACACACACACACACACACACACUUACACACACACACACUGAUGAUCUCAUUCCACAAUCCACUUGUCCUCACCUCGCUGCUCUCUCCUCACACAGCUGUCAUCUCCCAUCGUUGUGGCGGUGAAGAAGGCUGCUGGUGGCUCGUCUCUCCUCCUCCCGAGGCUCCAGCAUGGAGGCGCUGGCACUUUUCUCCUUCGCCGCAUCACAAGACCAUCAGAUCAGCUUCCAGAAAGGAGACGUAGUCAAGGUGACAGAAAUGGAAGAGGAUUCUUGCUGGUUGACAGCUGAGGUGGAAGGCAGGCGAGGAUACGUGCCAGAGAAUUACAUUUCCCUUCUUCCUCAUCCGUGGUUUGCUGGUGGGCUGUCCAGACAACAGGCGGAGAGACGUCUGCUGUGGCAGGAGAGUGGUGCCUUCCUGGUGCGGGACAGUGAGUCUGCUCCUGGAGACUUCUCUGUCUCUGUCAGCUACGGCGACCGCGUGGAGCAUUUCCGUGUCCUGGAGGGUGGGGGCCAGUACUGCAUCUGGGACCACACCUUCUGCUCCCUCAACCGCCUGGUGGACUUCUACCGGACUCACAGCAUCGCUGCAGACAAGGUGGUGGUCCUCAGAGGGUCGCCCUCCGACACGCCCCCUCCCUCGGGGUCCCGGAACCCUUACCCCAACCCUUACAGGACCGCCUCCCUGGAGUCCCUCCACGGGCCACACCCCCUCAGAGAGUCCUCCUCCGUGCAGCUGCUGGAGCAGCUUUUAGGGAAACCCCACCUGGCGCACGCGCUGUGCGACUACGCCCCGCCUCACACCGCCCACCUGCACUUCCUGCGCGGUGACGUCAUCGACCUGCUGGACUGUUCCGGCUCGCGGUGCUGGAGAGGACGCUGCCGGGGCCGCGUGGGCGUCUUCCCGCCGCAGUGCGUGCAACCUCUCUACCACUGACCCACGGCUCCCCCUGGUGGACGUCUCCAAGCAAUACACAUCAUUUUCUACUCGGAUCAAGUCUUUUAUAGUUAAGUUAAAGGUUACAGAAACUUAACAUUUUAUGUACAAAAAUCUGAAGUCAUAGUUUAAGGUUUUUAAUCGAAAAAUGGGUUCUUCCGAAAAUUUUUUUUAAAACAUUUUCAUUCGUUUUUUUAAAAUCAAUUCUCAAAAAUGUAUGAAUCGAUUUAAAAUCGAAAAAUAAAUAAAAAUCCAUAGAAUUUUUUUUUUAGCACCCAUAACCUAGCAUUUUUGUUUACAUAACAUUUUGCUAAAAUGCUAGCAAUAAAAUAUUAGCGUGCUAACAUUACAAAGCUAACAUGGGGAAAAGUUAGCAUACUUGCAAGAUGGCGCCAAAUAUCAAAAUCCAUCGUUUUUAUGUUUACAGAUAAAACAGUUAGCUAAAAUGCUACCAAUAAAACAUUAGUUUGCUAAUGUUAAAAUGCUAACAUAGGAACGGUUAACAUACUUGGAAGAUGACGCCAAACAUCAAAAUCCAUCAUUUUUAUGUUUACAUAAAAUUUUGCUAAAAUGCUACCAACAAAACAUUAGCAUGCUAAUGUUAAAAAGCUAACAUGGGAACAGUUAGCAUACUUGCAAGAUGGCGCCAAAUUCAUCGUUUUUAUGAUUACAGAUAAAAAAAAAUUAGCAAAAAUUCUAGCAAUAAAACAUUAGCUUGCUAACAUUAAAAAGCUAACAUGGGAACAGUUAGCAUACUUACAAGAUGGCACCAAAUAUCAAAAUCCAUAAUUUUCAUGAUUAUAGAUUAAAUAUUUUUGCUAAAAUGCUAGCAAUAAAACAUUAGCUUGCUAACGUUAAAGUACGGACAUAGGAACAAUUAGCACACUUGCAAGAUGGCGCUAAAUAUUAAAAUCCAUCAUUUUUAUGUUGACAGGAAAAAACUUUAGCUAAAAUGCUAGCAAUAAAACAUUAGCUUGCUAACAUUAAAGUACUGACAUAGGAACAAUUAGCACACUUGCAAGAUGACGCUAAAUAUUAAAAUCCAUCAUUUUUAUGUUGACAGGAAAAAACUUUAGCUAAAAUGCUAGCAAUAAAACAUUAGCUUGCUUACGUUAAAAUGCUAACAUAGAAACAGUUGGCAUACUUACAAGAUGGCGACAAACAUCAAAAUCCAUAUUUUUUUUGUUUACAGGUACAAAAUUAUCUAAAAUAUAAGCAAUAUAACAUUAUCAUUAAAACUUCUAAUAUGAUAACUGUUAGCAUGCUAACGUUAAAAAUGCUAAUACAGGGGCAGUUAGCAUACUUCCAAUAUGUCACCAAGUAAUGACAUCCAUGGUAUGUAGGUUUAAAAGUACAAAAUUUGCUCAAAUGCUAGCGAUUUUAUUUUUUAGAAAUACGACAUUAGCAGUUAGCAUGCUAAUGUUAAAAUCCUAAAAUGAGAACAAUUAUCAUACUUGCAAGAUGGCGCCAAAUAUCAAAAUCCGUCAUUUUUAUGUUUACAAAAUUACCUAAAAUAUAAGCAAUAAAACAUUUUCAUGUUAACAUAAAAAAUGCUAGCAUGCUAACAGUUAGCGUGCUAACUUUAAUAAUGCUAAUACGGGAACAGUUAGCAUACUUACAAGAUAUCACCAAGUAAUGACGUCCAUGGUAUGUAGGUUUAAAAGUAUAGCAUUUGCUCAAAGGUUAGCGAUUGAUUUUUUUAGCAAUAGAACAUUAGCAGUUAGCAUGCUAACGUUAAAUCGCUAAUAUGGGAACAAUUAGAAUACUUGCAAAAUGUCGGCAAGUUAUGACAUCCAUGGUA
This is a messenger RNA of Nerophis lumbriciformis (worm pipefish), 3338 nucleotides long. Its product is annotated as GRB2-related adapter protein-like. The record is from RefSeq and is a predicted model, not a curated record. Gene Ontology annotation, molecular function: protein binding. NCBI's taxonomy places the organism in Eukaryota, Metazoa, Chordata, Actinopteri, Syngnathiformes, Syngnathidae.